AUGAAGCAGGGAACGACCCGCCCGCGGGUUGGUCUAACAGGAGCUGUUCUACUCCUUGUAGUCUGGACUGUCGCGAUCCUCAUAGAUUGUUCUUCAGGCAGUCGGGUCCUUUUUGACCGCCGUCCUAUACUAGCCCGGCUACGUCGCGCAACUUCCUUUGUCGACUCCACCAGCGGUCAGAAUGCCUCCCCCCGCCCGACGAAAACAGAUAAAAUUCGGAAACCACGAAACGACAGUAGAAACUACCGCUACAUCGAGCUGCCAAACGAGUUGCGAGCCCUCCUCGUUUCAGAUCCGGAAUGCGAUGAAGCAGCUGCAUCGAUGCGUGUGGGUGUGGGCUCCAUGUCGGACCCGCCCAAGAUACCUGGCCUGGCCCAUUUUACAGAACACAUGCUGUUUCAGGGAUCCAAGCGGUUCCCCGGUACGCAUGACUUCUUCGAUUUCGUCCACAACCAUGGUGGCUAUACCAAUGCCUUCACGAGCAAGUUUUCGACGGUCUUCUCCUUCUCCAUUGGCCCCGGGUUCCUGGAACCUGGGCUCGACCGCUUGGCUGACCUCUUCUCUGCCCCGCUGCUGAAAAGCGAAAACCUGCUCAAAGAAGUCAACGCCGUUCAUUCGGAGUACAUCAUUGACCUCACCGAUGACGGCCGUAGGAAGCACCAUCUCAUUCGGCAGACAGCUAAAGGCGGUCCGUUCUCUAAUUUCACCGUCGGAAACCUCGAGAGCCUCAUGGAGCGGACGAAGCAGCAGGGCAUCGACCCGGUCAAAGCCAUGCGCGAGUUCCACAACAAAUGGUACUCGUCAAAUCUCAUGACGUUGGCUGUGGUGGGCCGAGAAUCUCUUGAUGUCCUCGAAAGUCACGUCCGCAAGCACUUCGGCAACGUCCCCAAUGGUCGUGUCACCCCUCCAGUAUUCGAAGAAUGUUCUGAAGCAUUCAUUCCUCUUGAUCCGAAUGAACUCGGUACUGAAACGCUCGUAGUUCCGGAAGCAGACCUUCACGAUGCCACUUUCGUCUUUUAUCUGCCACCCCAAGCGAAGAACUGGCGAAGCAAGCCUCUGCAGUUCAUUUCUGAAAUGCUGGAACACGAAGGACCAACAUCUCUGUCAAGCAAACUCAAACGCGAGGGUCUCAUCACGUCUCUUGUUACGGAUUACUGGUCGCCAGAGCUUUGCACCGUCUUACAGGUCAACGUGCGCUUAACAGAAGGAGGACGAUCCAAGGAGAGCGUCUAUAAAAUAGGCCACGCUCUUUUCACCUUUCUUCGAAACCUCGGCGUCUCUCGCCCUGAACGCUGGCGUGUGACGGAGAUGGCCAAGAUCCGCCAGCUUGGAUUCGCGUUUGCCGACAUGCCGGAUCCGUAUGCAUUAACUGUUAGAGCCGUGGAAGGGCUGAACUACUACACGCCUGAGGAAGUGAUUGCUGGAGAUCGGCUUAUCUACCAUUUCGACCCGGACAUCAUUCAGCAGUAUGUGCAGAAGUUCCUGGUUCCCGAUAACGUUCGUCUUUUCAUAUUUGAUAAGAAACUUGCGGCAGAUGUGGAUCGCGAGGAGUACUGGUUCAAGAUCAAGCAUGGAGUUGAACCCAUAAUGGAUUCCGCGUUCAAGAAGUGGAAGGAAAUCACCUCAGCCCCAGCUAACACGGUGCAGAGUAUGAUGCGAAUGGAAGGCAUGGCACUUCCUGCUCCAAAUCGAUUCCUUCCAAAUAAUGUCGCCAUCCUUCCUCGUCCGCCUGGUUCCGGGCAAGGCGCUGAGAAGAGUGCCUUCCCGGAGCCUCUUGUCUUUGCCGGCGACCACAUCUGCGCCAACAAAUGUGCUGUUUUUCACAAGCAAGACACCACUUUUCACUCUCCAAAGGCUGUCGUCGAGCUUCAAAUAUAUUAUACUGGAAGUCAUGAAGACGGCGUCCGCGAGCGCAUCCUGACUGCGCUGUACGUGCAGAGUCUUAGAUUCGCUCUGCGUGAGCGGUUCGCCGAUACGCACAGGGCAGGCAUGUCUCUUGGCCUGGGUAGCGGUGUCGCCGUCGGGUCCACCACGCUUCCGACCGUAAAGCGACAGAGAGUGCUGACACUCUCUGCGGCAGGCUUUUCGGACAAGCUCGAUUAUGUGCUUCGCGCAUUCGCAAAGUCUCUCGCGGCAACUGAGGGUGCGUCAGAUGAAAAGCCAAUCCCUUCACCUAUGGAACUUGGAGUCACUAUGUCUCACGGCGUGAGACAUUUGAUGCACUCCCGCGUCACCGCUCCAUCUAAUGUACUCGCUUCGGUCCAGUCAAGCCGUGUAUACACCACCGCAGUUCGCUUGCCUGGAGGCGGCCGAGCCGCGCGUCGGACCCUGACACACGACCAGAUCACAACUAUGCAUCGGAAACCGGCCUCGAUGGAUGUAACUCUGAUGAGAACUCCCGUAUCCUCAUUGGGCAUCCGGAUCGUCGGCGGAAGAGCAGAAAGAGAAGCUACAUCGGUUGUUGCUGGUGGAGGAAAACCCCUCCUGGAGAAGCGUUUCUUCAGGCUGGCCUUUGAUCAGCUGCGGACAGACUUGCGAGUAGCAACCCUCAACCGCACCCCUUUAGCGCAAGCGAACGACGCUGUUUUGGAGCUGAUCAUGCACCCACAUGUUCCAGUCCACAAAAUGUAUGCCGCCUUAUUCGAAAUGGAAAAGAAUCACCCGACUCUGGACGCAAUCUUCGAAGAGGUUGCAGACUGGGGGGUAAAGCUUUGGAAUGAAGCUGCCGUCGAGGGACUUGUCCAGGGUAACAUUACCUCCGAGUCAGCCACACAGCUCGUAGGGGACGUAAUUUCCCUACUUCCACUCAAAAACAUCGUCGCGGCCAACACGAUUGCCAAACCCACAAUUUCGUCGUUUUCUUCCCUGAGGAGAGCAAGUUCCGUUGCCCCACAAUCCUCGUCCAAACAAGAUUCCGUUCCUUCAUCUGACAUGCCUACGUCGACCGAGACACUAUCCAUGCCGUCGUCUGCGGAGAGUCAAACGCCUGAAUCAACAGACCGCGCCUCUUUCCCUAUGGAGUCUACUACAGGCCCCGCGCCUUACUCUGUGGAGUUGUCAACAGGGCGCACACCAUACCCUGAUGAUCUUCCAACAAGCAGUACACCAUACCCUGAUGAUCUUCCAACAAGCAGUACACCAUACCCUGAUGAUCUUCCAACAAGCAGUACACCAUACCCUGAUGAUCUUCCAACAAGCAGUACACCAUACCCUGAUGAUCUUCCAACAAGCAGUACACCAUACCCUGAUGAUCUUCCAACAAGGAGUACACCAGCCGCUGAUGAUCUUCCAGCAAGCAGUACACCAUACCCUGAUGAUCUUCCAACAAGCGGUACACCAUACCCUGAUGAUCUUCCAACAAGCAGUACACCAUACCCUGAUGAUCUUCCAACAAGCAGUACACCAUACCCUGAUGAUCUUCCAACAAGGAGUACACCAGCCGCUGAUGAUCUUCCAACAAGCAGGACACCAUACCCUGAUGAUCUCCCAAUAAGGAGUACACCUUCACCGAUUGUGCUUUCAGCGGGACGGGCACCGUCCGUUGUCGUCUCUCCAAUAGAGCGUACAUCAUCCCCUGCUCUCCUUCCAACAGAGCGUACACCUCUCACUGAACGUAUUGCGCAGGCUCUACGGCCAGUUGGAGAGGCGGCAGCUGUGAGGAGGCUCUUAGUAUUGAGAAGAUCAAGCAUCCACCGAAUGCCCUAUAGUCCCUUCCAGUACUCGAGUACCUGGUUUCAUCCGAGCUCGAAUAGUCGAAGACAAAUGAUGCUGCGCAUGGCAUUAAGGAGGCAGCUGGGGGCACUGACUAGACAGGCGCAGCCAGACACAGAGGGGAAGCCAUCGACUGUCUUCGUGUUCCGUCGUCUUGCCCCAAUGCCACGGCGCCUAAACAUUGAACAAGGUCCCUCAUUUCUGCAACGCCAAGGCGAGUAUGCCGCCUCCGGUUCAGCCCCGCAUAGUGAUUGUACAAACGGUGCUUGUGCAAAGGGUGCAUGCAGCGGCACUGGAUGUCAGAAAACGCCUGUAAAGCCAUCUGGAGGUCCUUGUAAAGGGGAUGCGUGUACCGGAUCAUCUUGCAAUUCACUCGAAUGCCAACGAUCCUCUUCGAGCAAAUCUGAUCAUCCAUGCACGGGUGACGAGUGCCCGGUCCCAUGCAGAGGGCCGGGUUGUUCAGCACCAGCCUCUCAUCCCUCCCCUUGCACUGAAACAGAGUGUGGAAAGAACUCCUGUCCUGGCUGCAAACAGGAGGAAGAGAAACUGGUUCAGUUGCGUUCAAUAAGGAAGAAUCUGAACCCGAAUGACAAGAAGAACCAGGCGUAUCUUUUAAUUGAGGUUGGUGCGCUUCCGAACAUCCACGACCGGGCAGUAUUGUACAUGGUCAGCCGAUGGAUGUCUCAGCGAUUCUUCAACAAGCUUCGAACUGAGCAGCAACUUGGUUAUCUGACAGCGAUGCAUUCCAGUCGUCUAGAAGACAGAUUUUAUUAUAGAUUUUUCAUCACUUCGACUUAUGACCCGGCUGAAGUGGCCGACCGCAUUGUGGAGUUCAUUAACGCAGAACGCUCCAAGAUCCCAACCCAGGAGGAGUUUGCCACUCUUAAGCAGGCGGCUAUCGACGUCUGGAAGCAGAAACCGAAGAACAUUUUCGAGGAAUUCCGCAAGAACCGGCGUCAAGUUGUACUAGGCGAUAGGCUCUUUGACAUCAAUGAACGCAUGGUUGCUGAACUCGAGCGAGUGACUCCGGAGGAAAUUCAGAGUUUCAAGGAGAAGACAAUGUUCAACGCACCCUGGUUGCUCAUGGAAGUCUACUCGCAGCGAGAAAAGCCGCAGAUGCUUCCACAAGCCAACGGUGCAUCCGGCGAAAGCAAGCUCGACCCGUGGGUGGACAUUGAUCCUGAAUUGCUGUCGAACAUCACUGUCCCUGAUAUGGAAUCUGAUUAAGACCAGUUGUUUUGUAUAUUAUCUUUUGUGUCUGUUGUAUCCGGUUCACAUAUGCUUAUGUUAGUUCAAGUGUGAAUAAACAAACAGGGAGACAUCUGCCAAACGUGCGCAGUUGGCGAAUUCAGUCAGCCUCGAGAGUUGAAUGUAGGGGCAAGACAGUGCCCAGUCAGGUGAGCGUGUCUUAAUACAGUCCGCAUG
Molecule: messenger RNA, 5136 nt
Organism: Toxoplasma gondii ME49
Lineage: Eukaryota; Apicomplexa; Conoidasida; Eucoccidiorida; Sarcocystidae
Gene: TLN1
Product: rhoptry metalloprotease toxolysin TLN1
Exons: 12
Coding region: 1-4938 (1645 amino acids)
Biological process (GO): peptide catabolic process
Cellular component (GO): mitochondrion; cytosol
Molecular function (GO): metal ion binding; metalloendopeptidase activity
Source: RefSeq, a predicted model, not a curated record